UAUAUUCUCCACUAACACCUCACUCCACAGCACUACAAAACCUCUUCACUCACUUCUCUUAUUCCAUCUCACUUUCUUCUUACCAGCAAGAAAUCAUGGGGAAGAAAAUAACCUAUGUUUCCUUUUCAAUGUUCACAGUGCUUGUUGCACUUCUUUCUCAAUACCUUGUGAUUCCUGUGAUCUCCACCACUGUUGAAGAUCCACAUUCAGUUUUCUCUGAUUCUCUAUGUCCACACAGGAGUACUUCUCCAUCUCAUGGAAGUUCAUCACCACCUUCACAUGGAAGUUCAUCACCACCAUCACAUGGUGGAGGGUAUUAUACACCAACACCACCUUCUACUGGAUGUGGAUAUUCACCACCACAUGAUCCUUCUACAUCAACACCAUCACAUAAUCAAACACCUUCAACACCAUCAAACCCUCCAUCAAGUGGUGGAUACUAUAACUCACCACCAUCAACUCCAACUGAUCCACCAGUCACUUUGACACCACCAUCUCCAUCCACACCAAUAGAUCCUGGCACUCCUACUGUCCCUACACCACCUUUCCUUCCUUCCCCAUCUCCAUUCCCUGGAACUUGCAACUACUGGAGGACUCAUCCAGGAAUAAUAUGGGGAAUUCUAGGUUGGUGGGGAAAUAUGGGAAAUGCAUUUGGUGUGACUAAUAUUCCAGGGUUUAGUCCUGGUUUAACCUUACCACAAGCACUUUCCAACACAAGAACUGAUGGUUUAGGAGCACUCUACAGAGAAGGAACUGCUUCAUUUCUUAACUCCUUGGUGAACAACAAGUUCCCUUACACAACUGACCAAGUUAAGGACAGGUUUGCAUCAUCACUUCACUCCAACAAGGCUGCUGCAACACAAGCUCACCUUUUCAAGAUGGCAAAUGAAGGAAAAAUGAAGCCUAGACCAUGAAAUUGAUCAUAGUCAUCAUGAUCCUAAUUAAUUAGUUUGUUUGAUUUUGGUGUGUCAAUUUAUUAAGAACAUUAUAUUAAGGUUUUUGUUAGUUUGUGGUAUUUUAAUUAAGACUCUUAUAUGAGUUGAUUUAUUAUGUUAAGUAUGAUGUUUCUUUACAAUUUAAUUAAUGAAAGCUUUAUGGUUUUAUUA
Messenger RNA from Medicago truncatula (barrel medic), 1106 nucleotides. Its product is annotated as protodermal factor 1. The coding region runs from base 96 to 914 and encodes 272 amino acids. The record is from RefSeq and is a predicted model, not a curated record. The transcript has 3 exons. NCBI's taxonomy places the organism in Eukaryota, Viridiplantae, Streptophyta, Magnoliopsida, Fabales, Fabaceae.